ACGUGACUUCCGGCGGAAGUGCGCGGCGUAGUGCGACGUGUGCGCGCAGCCCGGCCCGGCGCCGCCAUGUUGGACUUCUUCACCAUCUUCAGCAAGGGCGGGCUCGUGCUCUGGUGCUUCCAGGGGGUCCGAGGACCCGCCGCCGCCGCCACAGCCCCGGUCAAUGCCCUCAUCCGCUCCGUGCUGCUGCAGGAGCGAGGUGGCAGCAAUUCCUUCACCCAUGAAGCCCUCACGCUCAAGUACAAGCUGGACAACCAGUUUGAGCUGGUGUUUGUGGUGGGUUUUCAGAAGAUCCUGACCUUAACCUACGUCGAUAAGUUGAUAGACGACGUUCACAAGGAGUUCAGGGACAAAUACCGCAAUGAGUUCCAGCAGAAGGGCGCUCUGGGCAUCCUAAAUGGCACCUUUGAUUUUAAAGAUGACUUCCUGCGCCUCCUCCGGGAGGCAGAGGAGAGCAGUAAGGUCCGAGCUCCCACCGUAAUGAAGACAUUUGAGCAGUCUGUGAAGUCUCAGAAGACUGUCAAGUGUAUGAUAGAGACCAGAGGGGAGAAACCAAAGGAGAAAGUCAAGAACAAGAAGAACAAAGGUUCCAAAAAGGAAGGGAAUGAAGCUGUUACAGCCUCCGCUAAAGCAGCCCCAGGUGAGAAGCAGUCGGCAGCUGGGGACAGGGAGGAACUGACCAAGGAUGAAAUACUGCAGAAGAACCGGGAAGAAUUCUUCAAGAGACACAUGAAAGCAGGGGAGAAGUCCAGCAAGUCUCCAAAGCCUGAUGCUCAGAAGGAGAAGGGAAAGAAACCCCGAGUGUGGGAUCUGGGGAACUCUAACGCCAAAGUACUCGAUUACAGUAACUCCACUACCAAUGGGAACUCAGAGGCCUCUCCCAUGGAAGAAUUUGACGCUGAUAUGGCCCUGAAGGAUCAAAACCGUGAGCCUGGCCGCCUCUAUGACCUUGAAUAUGAGAGUGAUGAAGAAGCUGAGGAAGAGAAGAUUAUUCAGAACACUUCAAAACCCAGCACAAAGAAAGGUGGCCUCGGAGGUAUGUUUGGCAUGUUGAAAGGCCUGGUGGGCUCCAAGAGCUUGACAAGACAGGACAUGGACCCAGUCCUGGAGAAGAUGAAAGAUCACUUGAUUGCAAAAAAUGUGGCAGCUGAAAUUGCGGUCCAGCUCUGUGAAUCAGUGGCAAAGAAACUGGAAGGGAAAGUGAUGGGAACGUUCACCACUGUGACCUCAACAGUGAAGCAGGCCCUGCAGGAGGCAUUAGUGCAGAUCCUGCAGCCCCAGCGCCGUGUGGACGUCCUGCGGGACGUGAUGGAUGCGCAGCGUCACCGCCGGCCCUACGUGGUCACUUUCUGCGGUGUCAAUGGCGUUGGGAAGUCCACCAACCUGGCCAAGAUCUCGUUCUGGCUCAUCGAGAAUGGUUUCAGUGUCCUCAUCGCUGCCUGUGACACGUUCCGUGCCGGGGCGGUGGAGCAGCUCCGCACACACACCCGCCGCCUCAACGCCCUGCAUCCCCCAGAGAGCCACGGCGGGAGGACCAUGGUGCAGCUCUAUGAGAAGGGCUAUGGGAAGGACGCUGCGGGGAUCGCCAUGGAGGCCAUCUCCUAUGCUCGUAACCAGGGCUUCGAUGUGGUGCUGGUGGACACAGCGGGCCGCAUGCAGGACAAUGCCCCCCUGAUGACAGCUCUGGCAAAACUCAUUGCUGUCAAUGCUCCUGACUUGGUCCUUUUCGUUGGAGAAGCUCUGGUGGGAAAUGAGGCCGUGGAUCAGCUGGUCAAAUUCAACAAGGCCCUGGCUGACCACUCCAUGGCCCAGACACCCCGGCUCAUUGAUGGCAUUGUGCUCACCAAGUUUGAUACCAUCGAUGACAAGGUCGGCGCUGCCAUCUCCAUGACCUACAUCACAAGCAAACCCAUCGUUUUUGUUGGUACUGGACAAACCUACUGUGAUCUGCGUAGCCUUAACGCCAAGGCUGUGGUCGCAGCGCUCAUGAAGGCCUAAAAUCAAGUAUUGCACCAAAUUGCUGUUUGCAGAUGUCUCAGAAGAACAUGCUUCACCCUGUGAGCGAUAGUCUUUCCAGUGUAGUGCAAAACAGAAUGAAGGGAUGCGGGUGCGAGGGCUGUGCUUCCCCUGCCCAUCUGAUCUGACUGCUCGCUGGGGUGCUCUAACAGCACUGCAUGAGUAUAAAGUAGGAAGGAAGGUGUUACCUGAUCACCUUGUGCUUAUUCCAGUUCGGUCCGUGCUCUCCUGCCAUAUUUAUUGACUACGGUGUAUUUGUAGAUUAAAGCUCUCUUCUCGACUUGGAGCAUUCCUCCCUCCUCAGUUGUGGGGCUUCUCUCAGUACAGCCCUGCCCCUGGGUUCCUUCAUUCUGUUCCAACAACUCGGCCUCCCUCACGUGAAGGCUGAAACCAGAGCUUUGUAUUGUUCAUGUUAUCUGAGUGGCAGCGCAAGGACCUGCUGUGUGCUGGGCUGUGCUGUCUCUAGCAGCAGCUGUGGGCUGUUGGGCCGUGCUGCAGGUGGGUGCUGAGCCCCGAGCUGCUCUUCUGUGCCCUCGCAGACCGUACAACAGGGACAUCUGCUGCGUAGUGACAGCAUUAAGCCCAUCUGGCCGUUCUCAGUGCUGCUAACUUUGGCUGUAGCAGCUCACCAAAGUUGAUAAACCAAAAAUGGCAACAGUCUGCCCCUGUCCUGGGCAAGCAGGGGCUCCUGGGGUGAUGCUGAGCUGCCUUAUGGCCCCAUCUCUGUUGUCACUGCGGUUCUUGCUGCAGGGUACCUGAGAACUGCAGCAAUGUGGUCUGGUAAUGCUGGUUGUUCCACCGGCUGGCGAUGGAGGGCAGUGUGCCCCUGGGUCUCUGCUGCCUGCUGGCCUCAAAUAGGUAACAAAAGGAAAAGAAAAUACUGGAAGAUGGUGGUGGCUGCUUGCUGCUUCCCUGCGCCCUUCCUCCCCCCUUUAGUGCCUCUUGAUCCCGGUCUAAAGUGCUACACUGAAUAAUACAAAACUCUCUUACGAUGUCUUGUAGCUCCGUACUGCAGAUGUGCUCUAGUGCAAUAAAUUGAAUGCUGUCUGCUAAGAGACAUAAUUUAUAUAAAUAAACUUCAUAAUUUGUU
Molecule: messenger RNA, 3106 nt
Organism: Coturnix japonica (Japanese quail)
Lineage: Eukaryota; Metazoa; Chordata; Aves; Galliformes; Phasianidae
Gene: SRPRA
Product: SRP receptor subunit alpha
Biological process (GO): intracellular protein transport; SRP-dependent cotranslational protein targeting to membrane
Cellular component (GO): endoplasmic reticulum membrane; signal recognition particle receptor complex
Molecular function (GO): GTPase activity; ATP hydrolysis activity; signal recognition particle binding
Source: RefSeq, a predicted model, not a curated record